AUGAAUCCAGUAAGUCCCUGGAUCGCGGCUUUGGCCGACCAAUGUCUCUCAUUCUACCUCGGUCAAAAUGAUCAAGAUGAAGUCCAGGUGGAGGAUGUUGAUGGAUGUCUCAGCUUCACUAUACGCAAGCUCACACUCAAGACAGCUGUUGUUGUAUCAUGGGAACAAGGAGAGCACAAUCACCGCGCCACAUUCACAGACUCAAAGAACCAGAUCGAUGCGAUUAUUUCACGAGACUCACCGGAUGCACAGGGAGCAACCUCACCCUGCCCACCGUCGGUCAAAGGGGGCCCCAGGCACCUGGUUGAACUUUCUGAUAUCAAGCUCAUUUUUACGUACUCAGCAGCUAGCCCAGAUGUCUGCCUCCAUGUCAAUCGCUUGACCAUCCACCGGAAUGCGGUCCCAAAGGGGGAUGUGCCGAAACCAAAACUCAAGAAGGCGGCGGCUCUCAGAAGCCUGAUGACUAUGGUGUGCGAGAAAAUCCAACAGACCCGAGAGCAUGCUGGCCCCAAUAGCCAAACAAAUACGGGCUUGAUCGAUCCAUUUGUUUCUCAGCGUGACCAAGCCAUGCCUCAUUCUCAAAACAACUCGGUGUCACAAUCGCUCUUCUCCCAACACCCGCCUAAUAUGCGCCACAGCGCACCGAAGAGUUAUUCAAUGGCCAAAAGUGUUUCCCUAAAUGGGUCAUCAGAUCUCCUGGGAUUGCUCACGACUUCUCAUCCUAUUCAAGCGAAAGACACAGCCACUAGAGAGCCUAUCGAGGCCCAUGGACUGUCUCUGGGUGACAGUCACAGCAGGCGUUCUCCCCCAACAAAUAAAAGAAAGUCGGCGGCACUAAAGGACAUUGGUAGACCUCUAACCGGAACACAACCCUCAUUCCAGAGACUUUCUACCAACACUACCGAUGCGACGCGCGUUAGUAAAUCUGCUACCAAUCCGCAUUACACCAAUAUUGAACGAGAGGUCGACAACUUUAUAGCAGAGUGUAAGGUUCAAGUCACGACAUCUCCAAAUGAGUCAGAUUAUCGUGGGCAGGCUCAUAGUGUUGCUACGGGGGACAAUCAACAAUUUUCGAAAAAAAGACAUCGUGGCAGUGCAGAUGCGCCAUCACAAGCAGCGCACGGCGAUGAUCUGGACUCGCAAAACUGGCCAAGUUCGAAUACAUUACCCUGCAAAAAGCGACAGCGUAUUGAUGCUAGAGAGGUGAUACCGGCGGACCCAACUGAAUUUGAGCAAGUGCAAAACAAGACCGUGCCGUCACUUCCUAGGGUGCAGAUUGUAAGCACCAAAGCAGACAUUGUGUGCCUAUCCGCAACAAAUCCAUGGGAAGGAAUGACCAAGAUACCUUUGAGCGAAGUCGAUAUUCCAAAGGAUCAAGCAGAACUUUUGGAAGGACUGAAAUGGAUCCCUCAGGAGCCCGGUGUAUCUGCACCUCUAUGUCACGUACCACCUCAUCUUUUGACGCAGUGGAACAACAUUGCACGAAGAAGGCAACAUUUGGCAGAAGAACAAGAAGCAGAGGAACAAGAAGCAGAAGAACAAGAAGUAGAAGAAGAGGAGCAAGUAUCUGAACGUGCCCUUACCCCGACCCAGGAAGAUCCCUAUACCUCUCCCAUACCAUGGUCUCCGUCCCCAGAUAGGACCCCUGCUCGAGAUGUUCUUCCACGGGACACCGCUUCUCCCCCAACAUACAUACGGCCUACCAGAAAUCUUUCUACGCCAAAUCGUACUCAACAUAGCAUUGAUCGAUCUGCAGAAGAUGGCAAUGUGAGUAUGGUGAAUGUAUCUUGCAAUGCUCCUUCUCAGACAGGGCAGGAGGAUAUUGACCUGUCAAAGGGCGGCAUGAACUCAGCAGAUCAACAACGUUCUCCGUCUCCUGAGGAAGUAACAAGAAAGCCGAAAAAUUCUGUGUCUUCGGACCAUGAUCCUGGUGAUGACCCAUUUCCAAGGCACAACGCUUCAAAGUCGCUUGAUGUGGUCAAUGCUCAGCCCUCAAGUACAAUACAGGAACAUUUUCACAAUGAAUCACCUGCGGAGAAUGCCCCAUCUAAAUCUGAACUACGUGGUGAAUCAAGUAGCGAUGAAAGCGAUGAGCCAGAAAUGGAAACAUAUGUUCCUUUCGCUCUGGGUGGGAGCCUUCCAGCAAGCAGUCAGCCUGAGCAGGAACUCACUAGCUCGGGACCGUCGCUUCCAAGAUUUGUAGGGGGCACCAUCCAAGUGGUAGAGACACCUGCAGUCCAUACCACAAGUCUGAAUCCUGAGAAGAAGAGCAAACAGAGAGCUGUGUUUCAAGCCCCGAGCUCUCAACAGCCAUACUCUCUGGCUCUGAAGACAUCCCCCUCGUCCCAAAUUCUCAACACCUACCGUUCACAAGAUAGCCACGGGCAUAGUGACUUAUCCCAGAAGGCACCAAAUCCAUCUUUACCGGUAUUGGAAGACGAAUCACUGCGAGUGGAUGUGCUUGGUACUCAGACUCAAACGAGCAGCGUACAUGCACCAUCUCAGGCGACUGUCCAGUCAUCCUCGGACGUUGUACUUGAUUCAUCGAGACCUGCUCAACGACAGCGUGGGUCUUCUAUCUUCCAUUUAGACGCCUCGGACGACCCGUCCUCUUUUCCUUACGCCAGCUAUCACUCGCUGCCCAUGUCUCAACUUCAUGAACCAAGUCAAGAUUCUUCGAGAGGACCCUUUUCCCUCGACGGAGCCUCGCAGUUGCCGGGAUUGUCCCCUAUGGAACUCACUACCUGGGUCGCUACUCAUGGUGAAUCGCCAUCCAAAUUUUCACGCCCUCCGCGCUGUGAGAAUGCUGAUGCUGGCCAAAAGGCAUCUCACAGUCCAAAUGUCGAGUUGGUCGCACGCCGACAGGGCUUUAUUGGCAAGUCUGACAAGUACGCUGAAGCACAGACAAUCUAUGAAAAAUUCUGUAAUGAUUACUCGCUAUAUUCUGGUGAUUUUGCUCACUUCACUGAGAUGUGCUCGAAACUGCAGACAAUGCGGCAAAGGGGUCAACUUCAACGCUCGUUCCUGUGGGAUGACUUUGUCAUCCAACAUCUAGAAGAAUACCCACGGUAUUUCACAGAGAGUGCGUCACAAGAGUCGAAGCCUCUGGUCUACGAAGACUUCUUUUGUUCAACAUUCACACGCCCCCGACACAAAAAAAGAAGCCUCACAGCUCACGGAGUUGAGAUAGUCGCGUCUCAGUUUGUUCCGGCUCCACAUCAAGUGACAAUCCAAGGAGAGGUAGCCCAGGAUAAAGCGAUACAAAACGAAGUGGCCAAUUCUUCUUUCACAGCCAGCCUUGUGGAAAAACUCUCAACCCUCCAUGCUCAGUCCUUUGGUGAUGUUCCUGUUCCGGAUAUCUCCAUGCCCACUGCAACACAGCCAUCGCCAUCCCCAUCUACUAGCACCAGCUCGCAUUCGAUGGAGCUCAAAGUUGAAUCAGAUGAUUCUUUCAAUGAACAAAUUGACUCCCAAAUUAUCACCAGCAGCAAUGAUCAAAAGCCUGUGUUCUCUAGUCAUGAUGAAGAGAUGAUCGAUGCAACGCAAUACGACGCAGAUAACAUUCGCAUUGCGCCCGAUGCAAACGACGUUGAAAUGGCCGAAACUGGCAUGGACGAAAUUGACGAGACACAGGAACGAGAUGACACUCACCAUGAAACUGCAAGCAUUGAACUCGGCGAUGACACUGACGAUCACCACAUCUCUACCUCUCCCGCCGCGCCUGCGGCCCUGGGUUCUCUGAAUGUUGCCGAGCCCGAGCGGCCAAGGCAACGAAGACCCUGGUUCCGAUCUCUUCGGAACAUAUUCCCCACAGGUCCUGUGUGGUCCGACGACCCCGACACGCCGUUCAAGCGUUGGGCUCGCCAAGACCAGAACGUUCUUCAGGAACUCAAGCGUCGCGGUGGAGCUAGGGUUUUAACGGAUGAAAAGGGUGUCAUUCGUUGGCCCACCUACAACCAAGAGAAGAACCCUGAUCCCUAG
Messenger RNA from Penicillium expansum, 3981 nucleotides. RefSeq lists its product as uncharacterized. The transcript is spliced from 2 exons. Bases 1 to 3981 code for a protein of 1326 amino acids. The record is from RefSeq and is a predicted model, not a curated record. Lineage: Eukaryota; Fungi; Ascomycota; Eurotiomycetes; Eurotiales; Aspergillaceae.